AUGAAUGUAAAUUCGCUUGUUGAAGCACCGGAAGAGAAAACCGUCGAUCGCGAAAAGGUAUGCCCUCUCCUUUUACGAAUAUUUUGUGCGAAUGGUCGUCAUAACCCAUUAUCGGAAUAUGGGCGAGGAAGCACACCAGCCAAUGAACUGCAAAUUUAUACAUGGAUGGACUGCACACUUCGUGAACUAAUGUCAUUGAUCAAAGAAGUAAAUCCAGAUGCGCGACGAAGAGGGACAGUUUUCGAUUUUGCUAUAGUAGCACCUGAUCGUUUUACUCCUCGGUAUAAUAUGAGAGAUAUUGGUAAUACCAUGAACGGACAACGUGGAGUUGAUGAUAACAAAACACUUGCUAACUGCAAAUUUGAAAUUGGUGACUUUGUUGAUGUGGCUAUUACAUUACCUGGAUUGCCUGGUGGACCACUAAUGCGACGUGGGUUACCUAUACGAGACCGAUCUCCUAUCCGAAGACGUUAUUAA
Messenger RNA from Dracunculus medinensis (Guinea worm), 477 nucleotides. The record is from the annotation of a GenBank genome assembly. NCBI's taxonomy places the organism in Eukaryota, Metazoa, Nematoda, Chromadorea, Rhabditida, Dracunculidae.